GUAGAUGAGCCUCAUAACUCUGGCCACACAGUAGGGGGCGCUAAUGCACGUAACUCUUGCCAUACAGUAGGGGGCGCUAAUGCUCUCCUUACCCUCGGUUGGAAAGAAGAAGAACAAUUUCCUCUAUCGGAAAAUACGUCACGGUCUGCACAAAGUUUUUUCCCGGGAGCGAGUCGGCGGCAUCGAAUUUUAGAAUAGGCGAUGGCGAAGAUAACAGAAAAGUUUUUAUUGGAGAGGGCGUCUCCCAAAACCAAAACACUGGAACAAAUCCAAACCUUGAAUCUCUCUCUGCUCGCGCUGCAAUGUAAGGACCUCCCUGUGAAGCUGCUGUCCCGGCUCCAGUCGCUGGAGUCGUGGGAUCUGUCUGGGAACCGUCUUGAGGAGCUGCCCAAAGGCCUGGCCCUGCCCAGCCUGCGCUCUCUCGACCUCUCGGAUAACGAGAUGGAGGACGUCACCACCCUGGACUCCCUCACUGGUCUGGAAGAACUCAAACUGGACGGCAACAUUUAUAUCACUGUGAACGACGAGUACAAGCUGAUGGUGCUCCUGCCCAAGCUAAAGACGUACAACGACAAGAACAUCGGCGGCCGGGCCGACCACAUCCGCCACACCAGCAGCAGCAUCCUCCACGACAGGGUGGUUGCCAUCUGGGCCACAAAGUUUGGCGUCCUGGAAACAAAUUCCCAGGAGAAAAUGGAGGACAUGGAGAGAGAUUUUGUGGCCACGGCUCAAUGUAGCAUCCAAUUCGGACCCAACUCCACCAGAGACUAUAUCCGAUGGAGGGUGGGGAUACUGGCCAAGGAAUACCUGCGCUCGCUGCUUCAGCGCACCGAGGAAGGGGACAAAAGCCAGGAGCCCAUAAUCACAAAGGAGAACAACGGGAUUGACUCCCCAGUCAAGAGGAAGCAAUCUCUGUUGCACCAAGAUCUCCAGCUGACCCCUCGCAAAAGAGCUAGAGGAGACGCCUGCAGCUCCCCCUCCAAGGACAGCCCUGGCGCCCUCCACCUUACCCGACAGAGAGCAGGCCCCGCUGGCGCCGUCAGGGCGAGCCCACGCAAGGCAGCAUCCGCCCAGCUCGCCGCCAGCCCCGCGGUCAAGACCCCCAGGAAGAUUCUGGUCGAGCAACCGCCGCCCAAGGAGGACGGCGGCCGGCCCAAACGCAGCGCAACCGGAGACCGGGGCCUACCCACAAGCACGGCUACCCCCGUGGACCGGGAGGGGUCCCCGAGGAAAAGGAGCUGCAUCAGACCUCAGCCGCCCCCGAGGGAAGAGGGGGAGAGGGUGCAGCUGAAGCCGCUCCACGUGCUCCAGUGCCAUAGUAAGCAGAACAGCCCCGAGGACUUCAGCACCGCGCUGUGGGCCUGCGCCUUCCAGCCUCUACCCCACGGCGGCGGAGACACCAGCUGUUUCACCGCAGGGGGUCGUCUGGUGGCUACGUGUGGAGGAGACUCGAUCUGUGUGAUCGACUGUGAGACUGGGCUGGUCAUGAAGAAGUACAAAGUCCCUGGCGAGGAGUUCUUCACCCUGGGCUGGUCCACGGUGCAGAUGUCCCGGGACAACGGCGCGCCGGCGCGGCCCUGCGCCGUCCUGGCGGCGGGGGGCAAGCGGGGCCUGGUGACCCUGACCCACCCCCAGUCCAACGUGGCGUACGGAGAGUUCCGGGCCAGCCGCAAGGCCCUGUCCACCCUGCGCUUCAGUCCCCGGCAGGGGAACCUCCUGUUCACUGGGGCAUAUGAUAACAAAAUCACGCUGUGGGACAUCGGUGGAGUCGACAGCCAGUACAAAUAUAAGGCCAGUCAGCUGAUGGUGCUGGAGUGCAGUAGCACCCCUCUCCACCUGUGCCUGCCCCCGGCGUCCCCCGACACCGCGCUGCUGGCCGCCACAGACAGCGGCCUGCACUGUUUCAACACCCAGCUCAGCCCAGGCUCCGGGAAGAGGGCCGCAGAGAUGGAGAUAACAUUCCCCAUAUAUAAGCAGGAGGACAAAGACCACAGCUACCGCACUAUCGACGGCUUAGGAUUCCUUACGAAUGACAUCGUGGCCUCCAAGUGCCACCUGCAGCCCUCCAUCUACCUGUGGAGCCUGGGCCAGACGCGGGGCCAGGCCAAGAGGCGCGGCAGCGUGGCGGCCGUGCUGCUGGCGGAGCUGCAGUGGGCCGCCACCAGCGUUCCCUACCUGUCCCUCAGCACCUGUCCAGAGGAGGGCUACCUGGUGUGCGGGGACGACCGGGGCCGGCUGUGGUCCUACAGUUUGCACAACCUCCUCCUGGAAAACAAUCAUCAGCGCCGAGAACUGGUCCCCCCCACUGAGGUGCUGGAGUGGCCGGCCCCAUUGAUGAGGAGCUCCAGCCCAGUGGAGGUGCCCUCCAUCAACAGUGUGGCCAUGGGACGGGGGCUCUCCUACCUGGUGGCGCUCAGUGAUAAGAACAUGGUAGUAGUGUGGAAAAGGGAGGACUCGUCCUGAAUAAGAAGAGGAAAACAAUUUGUGUUUUUAAAGGUUACUGAUCGCAUCUCAAUAUUGCAACGGGUCGAAGUGUGAUUCUAGAAUUUGUUGGUUAUGAAUAAUUUGUAUGAGGAAUGGCAAAAAUUACUUUGAUUAAUUAAUUUGGGGCUUGCAGAGUAACAAAUGUACAAAUGUAUUUGAAAGUGACUGAAAGGGGCUUUGUUUUGAGAAACAUGCAAUUGGAGGUAUUUGAUAUUUGCAUGCCAUUUGUUUUACUGCUUUUAAAGGUUGUCCAGUGUGUUUUUGUUGUUGGGUGUUCUUUACUCAUAUCAAGCUGAUGUCGAUGCAGCUUGACGUCAAUCGUGGGUCGACUUAUAUUCAAUUUAAGUGAUUUUCCAUUCGUCAAAAAGGGUUAAAUGGUCUUGAUGAAAAGUCAAUUAUUUUAAUGUUGCUGUGCGGCAUUUGAUUAAAUAGAACGUGAGGUAGACAUCUGAAACUUGUUUCUGGCAGAGUUGUUGGACCUUGCAUAGUUAAAUGCUGACUAAGAAAACUUUCUCAACGUUAUGGGGAAGCUGCAUUGAGGGUAAAAUAUUUUAAUAUAUUUGAUAUUAUUGCUAAAGUGAUUUACUAUUUGGGGCAAAACAAAUGUCAGACAUUUAAUAAUUACAAUUAAUAGUACAAAAAAAACUUUCCUUAUGUCAGUAAAAAGUACUAGUGGUACUGGAAACCCUU
Molecule: messenger RNA, 3174 nt
Organism: Gadus macrocephalus (Pacific cod)
Lineage: Eukaryota; Metazoa; Chordata; Actinopteri; Gadiformes; Gadidae
Gene: lrwd1
Product: leucine-rich repeats and WD repeat domain containing 1
Exons: 16
Coding region: 202-2463 (753 amino acids)
Biological process (GO): chromatin organization; establishment of protein localization to chromatin
Cellular component (GO): nuclear origin of replication recognition complex
Molecular function (GO): chromatin binding; protein binding
Source: RefSeq, a predicted model, not a curated record